Meyerozyma guilliermondii ATCC 6260 is the source of this 8985-nucleotide messenger RNA. RefSeq lists its product as uncharacterized. Gene Ontology annotation, cellular component: membrane. The coding region runs from base 1 to 8985 and encodes 2994 amino acids. The transcript has a single exon. Gene Ontology annotation, biological process: fermentation. Lineage: Eukaryota; Fungi; Ascomycota; Pichiomycetes; Serinales; Debaryomycetaceae. The record is from RefSeq and is a predicted model, not a curated record.
AUGGCAAACCAGUUUCAGUAUACUUCCACCAAUGUGGGUGGAAAGAACUCUUCACCAUGGGUGUAUUUACUGGACUGGAUCUUGUCUCUUAUAGUGGCGUUGGCGUUCCUUUUCUUCUUCAGUCGUCUCAUUGGAUUCAUUGUUACGUUUCUAUUAAAGUUGUUUCUUUGGAGACGAAGCAAAACGAGAAUCACCGUCGAAUCACUUAGAAUAUCACCGUUGGGCGGCCGAAUAUUUGCGAAAAACUUGGUAAUUACUACCCAGGAUUAUACCAUAUCGGUGCUUGCCCUCAACUUCUCAUGGCGAUAUUGGAUCUUUCGAAUCAUCAGAAUAUCAGAAUUCUACUACCAAAUGAGACAAGAGCUUGAAUCUGGAAUUCCUAGAGAUGAGAAUGAAAAACUUCCUUGUCGAUUUGUCUUGUACCUCGAGGGCCUUGAGGUGUUCAUGUAUAACCGAUCAUUUGCAUAUGACAAUAUCGAACAGAUGCUUAAUGAAAAGGCUAAAAAUCCAUCUGAAACUACCAAGUUUACCACAGCUAAAACGGGUCCUGCCGAAAGCACCUCCCUCAGCUAUCUUCUCCGUCUAAUGCCAAUAAGAGUUCAGAUAAAAAAGGGUACACUUAUCCUAGGCAAUUCUACCACCCCCAGCAUAUUUGUGGCAUCCUAUAAAUCAGCAUUUGGCAUAAUAGACCUCCAUCAGUCUCCGUGCCCUCUUGACUACUUUCGUCAUGUCUACAACUUCAGUUUGGCCCAAUUUCAACUAUCAAUGAAACCAAAUAUAUCCUACGACAAAUCAAAGUACACCAAACCAAAGACCUCACAACUCAACCACAAGUCAUCAACCAUCCGCCUAAACCGCCAGCGACAAUAUCAAUAUUGGCACAAGUUUCAUCAGGCUUCAAAAAAGGCUGUCCGCUUAUUGCGACCUAAAAAACGACAGGCAGAAAUCAAGCUCGAGGAAGCAAGUAAGGAGUGGCGAGGGUUGCGUCGCUACAUAGACAAUGAGCCCCGAAGCCCCAACAACAUUCACUUGAACACAGAGGAAGAGUAUGCAAAAUACAGUUUGAUAUUGGACUCUGCCCUGACCCGAUUCAUAUAUUACUUCGACUCCCUUGGCAAUUUUCCUCAAGAAGGAGACCCCUUAACGUACGCCACUCCUGAGUACGGUGUUGACAUAGAGCUUGCGGUGGCAACAAUUCACUAUGGUCCAUGGGCCGACAAACAACGUGUGCCUUUGCAACAAAUGUUCUUUCCUCCUUUAUCUCGUGAUUCAAGUCCCACGCCCACGCCUCAGCCGGGUAUGAAAAGACAAUAUGAUGGUUUCAAAGUGGUGGUGUCUGUCAAAGACGAAUUGAUUUUUAGAAUUCCAAUACGUGAAGCCAGCAAAGACAAGGAAAUUGUUCGCAGCCACCUACAGUCUGAUAGCGGUGCGAUGCCUACAACAAAAAUUGCUCGUUCCUUUGGAUGGCUUGAACUCAAGAUGGCUGCAAAAUCAUCUGUAUGUUCAUACACAUCUUUCACUAGUAAUAGGGAAAACGGCUGGGCCAACAAGCUUUCCCUUUACUUAUUACAACCUGAGCUUCGAUCUUCUGUCAACCACGAUAUACUAUUCACAGCAGAUACUCACGUUUUGGAUUGCGAUAUAGGUUUUCCAUUGCGAUGGAACGCUCCAUGUCUCUGGAAAUUUGCAAAUCAGAGCACCAAAGCAAGACUUUUUUUGUUGCGUGAGCAUAUCUUUCUUCUUUCAGACUUGUUCGCCGACUUUGCUUCAGGCCCCCCUCCAGCUUACGAGUACUUGAGACCAUUUGAGUAUAUCCUUGAUUGGAACAUGGAUGAUUAUAAACUCUACUUGAACGUUAACGACUCAAACAUUAUUGACAAUCCAUUGGAUUUCGACAGCAAUAAGUAUUUGUCAUUUGAAGGAGAUAGACUCGAAGCCCAAGUUGCCAUACCCCUAAACGGUAACCUCACCCGGUCUGCCACCAUAUCUUACAAGAUUUACACUCCUGCGUUAAGUGCGGUGCUCUCUACUCCCCUGUGGCAUACCGUUGAUGCUUUCUCCAGAUCAGAAGAAAUGGGUCGUAGUAGCGAUUUCACGAUUGAUGGCUCAUACACUUUCUUUAACAUAAUUGACCCAACCACUUCAAACCACAUCAUCAUCAGAAUUGUUGGAGACUUUAUAACCUUGAAGUUUUACGGUUACUUGGUGCGAUACUUAUUUACAGCUCGAGAAAAUUACUUUGGUGAUCAUGUCAAGUUCAAAACUUUUGAAGAGUAUACUACUAUGCCUACAGAAUCACCUGAAAUCAACACUCCUUACGACUCUUCGAGUACUCUAAAGACUAAAAUAGAAGAGGAAGAUGCGGGCGAAAGAUUCAUCAAGAUAGAAAAUGAUCUUGAUGUUGAAUUUGUGUUUCAGGUGAGACACGGCUUAUUACUUUUGCCUUACAAUUUCUACAGUACUGCUUCACACGUGGCAUUCAAUUUCGAUUCGUUUGAUAUCGAUCUUCGAUUCACGAACUACUACAUGGAUAUCCAGGCAGAUUUUAGUCCUACUCAAGGAGUAUUUGUAUUGGAGGAGGAAGAGAAUUCAUUGAUAUUUGAUAUUCCCGCUUACGUUGAGAAGUAUUUCAAUGAAGGUCCCCCAGAAGUUUUAGUUGAUGGGCUCAACAUUCACGCCCAUCGAAUGUUCGGACCUCCUCCUGACCAGAUAACCUAUUACUGCAAGUGGGAUUUUGCUGCUGGUUCUAUCGAAAUUGACAGUCAGGCAAAAUUCCUCACAGGACUUCUUACAAGCAUCAAAAGCUUCGUAUUUACUUUCAAGGACCUUGAAAAUUGUCUCGUGCCUACGCUCCCAAUAGUGCACGAUGCCGCAAACUUCUCCUUCAGGUGCCCUAGCUUCAUUAUCAAUGUUAGACCUGCAGUUGAACCAACAAACUGUCCGAUACUUGUGGCGAAUUUAGGAUCGCUAGUCGUUUCUUUGAAUGAUCUCCCCAACGGCAGGUACAACACUCGUAUUUCGAUUUACCUACCCGAGAUUACCGCGAGUGUAUUAGGCGAAAGUGAAAGUGGAGGCGAGCGAAAAGUGCUAGGAUACUUCAACACCUCGUUGACUCUUAGUAACUUUAUUCUCAAAGCAAAUUCUUUGGAGGUGCAAAAGCUUCAAAGACAGCAUGUGAAGUUUAACGAUGGACCGUUCCAUAGAUGUCCAUUUAUACUUCCUCCAGAUGAUCGUGAUUUCACGUACAAGCGUGCUCUCGGAUCUUUGAGCACCAAUUUGACAUUGCCCGAUGUCAGUAUUCCUUUGAACGGAGAGACCUUCGACUCAAUAGGCGGAUGGGAUGACUACCUUGAUAGCACUUGGAGCACACCAAGUCUUUCAUCGAGCUCAUCAGGCUCUUUGAGGUCAUCAUUUUCAUUCGACGACGUUGAUUCGUCGUUCGACAGCUUUCUCUACGAGUAUAAUGAUUCCGACUUCAAACCGGAAUACGAGAAAUCACCAGACUCGAAGCACGGAAAUGCCAUUUUGCAAUUUGGGGUCAUACACUCAUUCAUCACUUCAGGAGCGGUAAUGGCCAUAGUGAGAUUACAAAGGAACUUCAAAGAUCUAAGGAUGGAGACUUUAAUGGACAAUAUUGAAUUCGACAUUGUCAGCAAUAUUCGAAAGCUGAUACUAUCACUUGCUGCAGACGAUUGCACCAGGAUAGUAGUGCCAGAAGUUAUAUUCAAAGUCGGUGAGUUUGAAACCUAUAAUCCAAGAACUAUAUUCGAUCUGCCACUGCCGGUCCCAGUUCUAUCUUUGUCAUUGCAUGAGCCAUCUUUGGCGCUUUCGAAAGCAUUCAAAUAUUUUGGAGGUGAUGAGGCCCUUCCUUCUACAUCAGCUACUUUCGCUGGCCAUGUGAAAGAAAUUCUUGUUUCAAUAUCAGACCCAUCUUCUUUCGCAGCCUCAGUCUCCUUCAGGGUCACCAAUACUGAAUUUUGGAGAGAUAUAGACACAGCUAAUAACGAGACUUCAUCGGUGACAAUUGAUGAUUUUGAUAUAUCACUUGAGGAAGCUCAAGUGGAAUUCUUGAGAUGCUAUAUCGCACAUUUGAAGGAGAAAAUGGCUCCCAUCUUGAAGGAAAACUCGAAACAGUCGAAUAUGGAAUCCAAGGCAGAAGCGGAGCUCGUUUAUAAGCUUACAAUGGCCAGUGAUCAAUACAGAAUCGAUCACGAUUCUGCUGUAUUGACGAAGCCCACACAUGUCUUGAGAUCUGUCCACGAUCAUGUUAGAACCUACGAUAGCUGGAAAGUUAUCACGAGAUUGCGCCAUGUGUUGAGUAAUAUACCCUCGCAAUGGGAGAACGACACGAACGAAAAGUUGCAAAAUCUUCAAUGGGAAGCUCCUGACACCGCAUACGAAGAUGUCUUAGGUAUAUUCUCGCGGUGGAGAAGUUGGGAAGUGGAUACGAGUAAUGGAUUUCUAUUCAAAAAGGUUUUCAACCGUGAAAUGAAUGCUCCAAAUGACAACCGAAGACUCAAUAAAUUUGCUGUUGGCAGUCUCGUGUUGUCAAUCUCAAAGAUGAACGAGGAAACCAAUCGGAUUAUCUUGAACUCAUCCAGUGCCUCACUUGACAUGGCCAAAUUGGUCAGUGGUGUUAUAAAGGACGAAGCAAUUUCCUCAACUGAUGAAGUUGUUGAGAUUUUGUGUCAGAUUGGGCACUAUGAGUCCUUUAUAUCCUCUCUAUCUAUCGACUUGUUGGCAACUUUUAAAGCACAAUCGGAACUGAACCCCAAAGAACCAAUCGCACCCAAAGCAGAUUCAGCUGUGACCCAAUUACAGAAAAGAGUUUCGGGAGUAAUCAAAAUAUCCUCUUAUGAUCAGACUUUAAAAAUUUUGAACUCAACUGUUAGGAUGUCAGGAUCAAACGCAGUUCAUGGUCUCCGACUUGGUGUCGCAGGCGACACCAACCAGAUAACUUUGUCUAGUCAGCUUGGAACUCUGGCCAUCAAAUUCAGUGUUGGCGCUGAAAACUUGGCUUCUUUGAGUGGAGAGAACAUUAGAGUAUCUGCCGCUACUGUGGGUACCUUGAGAGAGGGUCCGAAAGUCUUAGAAAUUGAUGCCGAUGUUAUCUCGAUGCAUCUAUUUGGUCACAAUUUGGAAGCUUCUAAAAGUUUGGAAGCGAUGAUCAAAGAGGAUGUGGACUACAUCAAGGGAUUACAACGUACAUUUGUACCUAAACCAUCCACACUGAGCAACCCACCUCAAGCAGUGGAUAAGCUAGGCGGCUCACGAAAAGCACCAGACAUAUUUGCGAAGUUUGGUAUUGCGAACUUCUUGUUUAAAGCGAACUUCUUGGAUCCUAUAACGCUAGUGAGUUCUUCGAGAGAUAUCGAUUUCUCGGUUGAUUCCUCAAAUGGAGCGCAAAUUCUCGAGUUUCUGCUCGGGUCAACAGAAUUGAGUACUUUCAUUGCGAAGAGCGUCAUCUGUGGAUUUGAAAAUUCUGACACGAAAUUGAGCGUCUUAGUCAAGAACAAUUCUGCGAAUACGUUGCUUGACUUUGAUUACAGCAUAGGUUUUACGAAGAUCAGUUUUCCAAAGGUACUCCAAGGAAUGCUGGAGCUCGAAACGAGUUUGCCAAAGUUGGAGACCAGAAUUGAUUCUCUCCGUCAAUGCUUCGAAGUUCUUGGGAACAAGAGCCCAAAGAAAACAGACGAUACUCCACCUUUAAGAUCAAGUCCCAAGCGUGAAAAACCUGUUGUUUUCAAGUCAAGCUUUUCGAUUGACUAUCUCAGCUUAUCGGUUGGUAUUGACAACAGUAGGGUAAAUUUCGAGUUUGACAAUAUGGCUUGUUCAAUAUCAACUCUACAGGUGACCCAAAAGGAGCAAUCGUCGAAGAUUUAUAGCAUAGUUCCCGUGUUUGGUGAUGUAUACAUACCUUCAACAAGGGUGUCGAUUGUUGAUAAGCAAAUACCUUUAUCACUCUCGACAGUGGUGGAUUUCAAUACCAGCAUCAAAGUUUCAAAUGAUUUCGCCGCGAAAGGGCAAACAUUGCAAGUGGAAUCACAAUACUUCAGGAUUGUAUUGAGUCCUCAAGCUGUAUUGAGAGCUGCAAUGAUAGCCCACAAGCUAUCGAAGACCACUGCUAGUACUUUAAAAGUGCUUGGUGAAUCUAGGUUGUCCAAUUAUUUCCACCGUGAAGUUCCAAGCCACAAUUCGGUGAAGAAGCCCGUCAAGAGCGAUCAGGGGUCUAAAAAUGGUAUAUUUUCUCGCUUUGUUUCAGUCCAUGUACUUUCUUACAAUUGGUGUUUAGGUUGGAUCUUUAGACUGCAACAUAAAGACUACCCAGGAAUAAUAAUGGGAGCCGAGCGGUUCUUUGCUGUUACUGAAAAAGACCUUGGUAAGUUCACCUUGAUCGAUGCAUAUCUUUCAGUUGCCAACGGAUCCGCUUCGUCUAAUUUCUUCAGUACGCUGUCGGAAAGAGUAAGUCUAAACAGAGCCUUUUUACCCAACAUCCAACUCUGCUACUUUAUUGAGGAGGUUAAUAGCGGAGAGAAGAACCUCACUAUAAUUCUCACGGGUGACGAGUUGGAUAUUUGCUUCCUCUCGAAUUCAGUGCUAUUGGUCGAAAGAGUAAUUCAGUCAGGAAACGAAGUGAAGCGCUUGUUGGAUAAGUUAAGGAGCGAGCAUGUUACAAGCACAGAAGAAAAGCAACCAGAACAACGUCCAUUCAAACCAUGGUUUACUUCAGUCGAAUUCCAGGCAACAUUUGCCGGUUCUAACAUGGUGUUGUGGAGCAACGACCAAGUCAGUGUGAGUGAUGCACCAGCAUUAUCAUUGCAUUCACCAGCCGUCAAGUUUGUCACCAAGUAUACUCACAACAAGCAUGGUCCAAAGAGGCAUGUCAUCAAAUCAGAAGUAAUGGCCAGUGCUUCUGACAACACAGUAUACGCCUCAUGUGUUCCAGUCAUGGCUGAAUUCGCCAAUGGUUUCAAGCAAAUGAUGCGUACGUCCAGCAAAGAUGUAAGCAUGAAUGAACAAGCUGCCAGAGAGCGCAGAAAGCUGCUGAUUACAAGUUCAAAGAGCAGUAUGACCAACAUACUUCAAGAUUUUGAUGUUCAUGUGGGAAUUCGCUUUGAAAAGCAGCGAUUAGCCUUGUCUUGUGAGCCCACCGCAAGAGUCGAAGCAGUAGUUGGAAUCGACGGUAUCUACAUUCAGAUCAAUACUGUCGAGAAAGAACAUACCUCAAUUACUGCUGCGAUUCGCUUGAACCCACUUUACGCCUCACUUCAACACAUAUACUCCCGUGAAAUAAGUGCCUCGCUUAAGGUUUCGCAAGUUAUAUUUUUAAGCUCAGUGGAGAUGGGUAAAACGACCAGCGUGAUCUCAUCGUGCUCUAUAUCUGAUGUGGUUGGCUCAGUGGAUGCAAAGCAGUUUCAGGACGUCGACUUGUUCAAAGAUAUUUGGUUUCCCAAGUCUUUGUACAAAGCUAAAAACGUCUCAGAGCCUACCCCACAAAGAAGCAAAUUAUCUGUUACGCAGUCAGAUCAUCUAUCAAGUUCCAGAAACAUAUCUUCAAGGUUCAAGGAGGUUUCCACCACUUAUGCAAUUCCAUGGAUAUUUACUCUUGUGGUUUCCAAUAUGUCGUUCCAAAUGGACGUCGGGCAGCUGCUUGGUAAUUUCAAUUUGAGUCUCAAUAACUUUUGGCUAGUAUCGAAAAAAUCGACCGAUUGGGCUCAAGAUUUGAAGAUUGGUACCGACAUUGUGCUGCUUACAUCGGAGGGUAGACUCGGGGGAAACAUACAACUUAGGGACGCAUUUCUUCAUACCGCCAUCAGAUGGAAGUAUGGAGCCGAAGUGCUUGAUAUCCCACUCAUCCUAGUAUCUGGUGGUAUCGAUUCCCUUCAGGUGAAAGCGUCUUUCGAUUACCAUGUUUUCGCGAUCAUAGACUUGCGAGGAAGCUCACUUGACGUCUAUAACCAGAAGAACGAGCACACGAUCUCAAAGGACCAUCUAUUCGUUACCGCGAAUAUCGAAUCAGCAGAGCUAUAUAUGACGUCUUUGGCGGCAUCGAAUAUUAUUGAUAUCAACAAUGCUGUCUCGCGGAUGAUUCAAGAGAAUAGGCGGUCUUAUAGUGAGACUCUUUGGGAUUCGUACGGUCAGGAACAAAAGAAAAAUGGAGGGUUAGCCAUUGCAGCUAGCAGAAUCAUGUUAGAGACUGUGAAAAAGCUCGAGUUUCGAAUCGAAGUUCUCUUGGGUAAUCUUCGCAUCUACGUUUACCCAUCAUCUCUCGAGGAUUCCAAGGUAUUGGUGAUGAAGAUUGAUCAAUCCAGAGCUCACUUUCAACAGACAGAAAUCACUGCCGGUGUUUCUAACCAGCUUGAUGUGAAAUUUAGCGGCAUAAAUGUGUCAUUAUCGGUGACCGCACCAAUUAAACCGGAAACUGUACUCAAUGGAACCGUUACUGAAUUUGUGGAGCUUGCUCAUAAAGCCAAAGGGGGCAAUAUUUUUGUAUUUCCUUCUCUCAGGAUUUGCAUGAGAACUUAUCAAAAAUAUGAAUCACAAGAAAUUGAAUACUUGUUCCAAUCAGCAUUUGGAGGAACUGUUGAAGUGAAAUGGAACUUGGGUUCCGUAAACUUCAUUCGAGAGAUGUAUGCCAUUCACAAGCGAGCGUGGCUCACAAGAAUAAAAUACAGAAAAGAAGGUGAGAUUGACGAAAACACCUUGCGUACACCUUUAACUGAGAAGCAAGAUAUGGAACAAGACAUCAAUGAUACGCUUGCCAAAGUGACGGAAGAAUCAAGUUACAAAUAUACCCCACUUGCUCCACCUAUCAUCGAAGCGCCCAGACUUAAGGAGUUGGGUAAUGCCACACCUCCUUUGGAAUGGUUUGGAUUGCAUAGAAAUCGAUUCCCUGAUGCUACUCACCAACUUGCAAUCGUCACACUACAAAAAUUCAUUCACCAGAUUGAAACGCAGUACUCAAAAAUAUUGGGCAAAGCCUAA